GCAGCGCCAACAAAUUCCCCCCGCUCCCCCGACGUGCACCCCUCCAAGCGCCCGCGCCCGUCGUCUCCCGACAAGGACUCGCCAACGUCACUACCGUCGGCAGGCGCAACGUCGCCGACCAGCGAGCACGCUCACGAUGGGGGAGCCGCCCAUGGCCUCGGCCUCGGCGGCAAGAUUGGCCAGAGUAGCAGCUUCCGCAAUGUCAGCGCCUGCAACCGCUGCCGCCUGCGCAAAAACCGAUGCGACCAGAAGCUGCCGAGCUGUGCAAGCUGCGAGAAGGCCAAUGUCAACUGCGUCGGAUACGACCCAAUCACCAAAAAGGAGAUCCCGCGCAGCUACAUCUUUUAUCUCGAGAAGAGGGUAGAGCAGCUCGAAUCCCUCCUGAUAUCCAAGGGCGUGGCUUUCCCGCCCGCAGAAAACCUCGAGUACUCGUCUAAGACGGGCAACGGCUCAAGCGCCGCCCGCUCCCCCACCGACGGGGCCUCGUCGUCGUAUGGCGACUCCAGGGACCCUGCCGCCGGCGCCAAGGCAGAGCUCAAUGGGGACGAUAGCACAACUACAGGUCGAUUACAGAGGCUGGUGUCUAAGGCCGGUGGUGGCAUCGCGGGCGGCGUGCCCGGCGUCGCAAACCACCGGCAUCUCGGCGCCACGGCCGGCGUGUCCUUUGCGCGCGUCGUCUUUGCUGCCGUUCAGUCAUCUGUGUCGGACCAGAAGUCCAUGUCGGACAAGGCGGGGAUACGGCCGUACAAGCCCAUAGCCGGCAACAGUGGCCCCGCCGGUGCCGGCGCCGGGACUUCGAUGCGCGAUUCCUUCUUUGGCUUGCACACCAAGCCCACUAUCCAUCCGGCGCCCUUUCCCGACAAGACGCUCGGCCGCAGGCUGCUCACUCUCUACUUUGAACACGCCAACCCCCAGAUCCCCGUGCUGCAUAGAGGCGCGUUCAUGGAGAUGUUCGACCAGGCCUAUGCCGACGAGGGCCGCCAGCGAGGGCCGCGAGAGCUGUACAUGCUGAACAUGGUGUUUGCCAUAGGGGCAGGCAUCAUCCUCGCCGACUCGGCAAAGUCCAACACGCCAACUACGCAAACCCCCGACGCGCCCCCCGGGUCGCGGCAAGCCCAGCCCGAGGAGUAUCACGCGAGCGCCAUCGUGCAUCUUGAGGCCUGCCUUGGCAGUGGCGGCGGCUUGGAGGAGCUGCAGGCUGUACUGCUUCUGGCCAAUUUUGCCCUGUUGAGACCCGUUCCUCCUGGAUUAUGGUAUAUUAUUGGCGUCGCGGUCAGGUUAGCGGUUGAUUUAGGGCUACAUUACGAGGAUGGAAAGGACAUCGACUCGGGUCUCGGGGAUGCGACGGCACAGCAGCAGCAGAGCGAGACCAACGUGCGGGAACGCGGUAGGCGGCAGUACGUGCGCGACCUGAGACGGCGGCUGUGGUGGUGCACCUACUCGUUCGACCGGCUUGUCAGCAUCUGCGUCGGGCGCCCCUUUGGGAUCUCGGAUCAGGUCAUAACGACAGAGUUUCCGUCGCUGCUCGAGGACCGGUACAUAACACAAAACGGCUUCGAGAGUACAGAGCAGCUCAAACCGACAUAUAAGCUGGUCGCCCACCACUACUUCCGCCUGAGACUACUCCAGUCCGAGAUCCUCCAGGUAUUGCAGUACCAACAAGCCGAAAUUGUCCGGGCUAGCGGGGUCAACCAGGGGAAUCCACACAUGCACACCGAGUUGCCGUCGCCAUUCCUGUCGAGGUUCGAAUCGUUCCGGGCGUGGCGGGUCGACAUCGACAGGAGACUCUGGGACUGGAAGAACUCGGCGCCGAGCAAGCAGGACACGGGCGUGGCCUUUUCGACCGAGUUCCUGGACCUCAACUACUGGCAGGCCGUCAUCAUGCUCUACCGGCAGAGCCUGAGCGUGCCGACCGUGUUCGAGGGCGAGUACGAUACGGCAAAGGAGGUCAACAGCCCCACAAUGUUCAGCGCAGAGCUGCGCGAGGAUGAGGACCGCGUCUAUCUCAAGGUAGCCGAGGCCGGACAGAAGAUUCUGCGCAUCUACCGUCAGCUUCACCUGGUGGGCUUGGUCAACUAUACAUACCUGACCACGCACCACCUGUUUGUGGCGGGAAUAGCCUAUCUGUAUGCGAUAUGGCAUUCCCCCAUAGUUAGGAGCCGGCUGAGUAUGGAUGAAGUGGAUUUCACCAUCCUCGCCGCAACGUCGGUAUUCACGGAUCUGAUGGACAAGUGCCCGCCGGCCGAAGCAUGUCGGGACGCCUUUGAUCGGACAGUCAAGGCGACACUGAAGAUGGUCAAUGCGGCGGGCGGGUUCGGUCAGCGGCAGAAGCAGCACGGCGGCGUUGGCGAGCGGUCCAGCUCCAGGAGCAGCAUUGACCAGCGCCUGGACUGGGGUGCGAGGGGCGGCGGCGGAGUUGGCGGCGGCGAUAGCAGUGCCCCGUCUCUGUCUGGUGCCAGGAGCCACCACCAGCAGCCCCGCCGGCACCCCCGGCGGUCCAUUGAGCACAUCUCGACCCAGGGCCCACAGUUUUCGGACCUUGGCUCUGACACGUACUCCAACAGCGCCUCGUCGGCGUCUCAGCUGUCGGCCUUUCAGAGCUCACACUUUCGCCAGCCCAUCAAGACCGAGCAGGCCGCCGGUGACGGCUUCUCCCUAAUGCGCAACUUGCCCGCCCCGCCAAGAAGCAACGCGAGCUCCUCAGACAUGCCACUCACUCCCGAUGCUGCCGCUGCCGCCGCUGUGGGCUCUCCGCUGAGCGUCGCCGGCAUGCCCCCGCCCCUGGUAGUCGGGGGCCCGAGCAGCACCAGUGGCGGCGCCUUUCCGCAGCAGCCGCAACAGUCGCUGUUUGAUCCCGUCGCAGGCGCGGUGAGCUUCGACGACCUGCAGGGCAUGGACUUUCUACAAGGCCUCGGCAGCGCGGGAUCCGCAGGCCUCGACGGCGACCUCGCCAUGGCUGACGCCGGCGGCAUCGACUUUGGCUUCGGCCUUGGCUGGGAGGGCCUGCAUCACGACUUUAGCGAUGGCGGGCAGCAGUUCGAUCUCUUUGACGGGUUUUUCUUUGGCGGGCAGCAAGGCAAUGGCGGGCAGCAAGGCAACGGUGGGCUCGGCGGCGGG
Messenger RNA from Lasiosphaeria miniovina, 3117 nucleotides. Its product is annotated as fungal-specific transcription factor domain-containing protein. Lineage: Eukaryota; Fungi; Ascomycota; Sordariomycetes; Sordariales; Lasiosphaeriaceae. The annotation marks the transcript as partial. Gene Ontology annotation, molecular function: DNA-binding transcription factor activity, RNA polymerase II-specific; zinc ion binding; sequence-specific DNA binding. Gene Ontology annotation, biological process: positive regulation of transcription by RNA polymerase II; DNA-templated transcription. The record is from RefSeq and is a predicted model, not a curated record. The transcript has 4 exons.